CAUUUUGUAAGAAAAUCAAGCAAGUCUGCCGCCCUACCUUCGCUUCAGACCUGCAGUUUUUUUCUUGUGCAAUGGACGGCCGACUAGACGCUGACUUGUACCCUCUGGGAACCGGUUACGUCCCUGAACUUGAAAGUGUCCAUGACAUAUCAGUUGGCACAAAGAGGGGAUCCGACGAACUCUUUUCUUCCUGCAUAUCCACUGGGCCCUAUAUCAUGAACUCAGCCAAUGGCAACGACAGCAAAAAAUUCAAGGGUGACGUCCGCAGUCCUGGGGUUCCGUCACGCGUGGUUCAUGUGCGCAAGCUGCCCAACGACAUAAAUGAGGCUGAAGUUAUUGGUCUGGGACUGCCCUUUGGGAAGGUCACUAAUCUGCUGAUGCUAAAAGGGAAAAACCAGGCGUUCUUGGAACUGAACAGCGAGGAGUGUGCACAGACGAUGGUGAGCUACUACUCCUCCGUCACCCCUGUCAUCAGAAACCACCCCAUUUACAUGCAAUACUCAACCCACAAGGAGCUCAAGACCGACAACUCCCCCAACCAAGUGCGUGCCCAGGCAGCUCUGCAGGCAGUCAAUGCACUGCACGGUGGUGGGAUGGGAAGCAUGGCCAUUCCCGCAGAUCCAGCUGCUAUGGGAGGAGCAGGGUCCCAAAGCCCUGUACUCAGAGUCAUAGUGGAGAACCUCUUCUACCCCGUCACCCUGGAUGUGCUACACCAGAUUUUCUCUAAAUUCGGCACUGUGCUGAAGAUCAUCACUUUCACAAAGAACAACCAGUUCCAGGCUCUGAUCCAGUAUGCCGAUGGCUUGACUGCUCAGCACUCCAAACUGUCUCUGGAUGGACAGAACAUCUACAAUGCCUGCUGUACCCUGAGAAUCAGCUUCUCCAAGCUCACCAGCCUCAAUGUCAAGUACAACAACGACAAGAGCCGAGAUUACACCCGACCAGACCUCCCCACUGCGGACUCACAGCCCUCUCUCGACCACCAGACCAUGGCAGCGGCUGCGUUUGCUGCUCCAGGUUUGAUUUCAGCCUCUCCUUAUGGUGGUGCUCAUGCCUUCCCCCCAGCCUUUGCCAUCCAGCAGGCAUCAGGCUUGUCUAUGCCCGGUAUGCCCGGUGCCCUGGCGUCCCUGGGUAUGGGCCACGGCGGCAUGGCGGCUGCUGCAGCGGCCGCUAACCGGCUCGGCCUGUCAGGGCUUACUGGCGCUGGGGGACACAAUGUCUUGUUGGUCAGCAAUCUGAACCCUGAGAGCGUUACGCCACACUGCCUCUUUAUUCUUUUCGGUGUGUACGGCGAUGUGAUGAGAGUGAAGAUCCUGUUUAAUAAAAAGGAGAAUGCUCUGAUCCAGAUGUCUGAUAGCACACAGGCUCAGCUAGCUAUGAGCCACCUGAAUGGCCAGCGUCUUCACGGCCGGGCCAUGCGCGUGACAUCGUCGAAGCACACCACAGUGCAGCUGCCCCGAGAAGGCCACGAGGACCAGGGCCUCACAAAGGACUACAGCAACUCCCCGCUGCACCGUUUCAAGAAGCCCGGCUCCAAAAAUUACUCCAACAUCUUCCCACCGUCUGCAACACUCCACCUCUCCAACAUACCGCCUUCUGUGGUGGAGGAUGACCUCAGGAGACUUUUUGCCAGCUCAGGAUCCACAGUCAAGGCCUUCAAGUUCUUUCAAAAGGACCGCAAGAUGGCCCUGAUCCAGAUGGGCUCAGUGGAGGAGGCCAUCGAGUCCCUCAUCGAGUUCCACAACCACGAUCUGGGAGAGAACCACCACCUCAGAGUGUCCUUCUCAAAGUCCACCAUCUGAGUGCCUUUCCUCCCUCCAAGUCUAUUUCCAUCUGAAAGCUACUUUUCUCAAGGUUUCCUUCAGUGGAAAUGGCCACCAUCACAUAUGUAUAGCUGUGGUUCUGUGUAGAAUGUUGCUCCCGUCACCAUCAUCCCCCCCCCGUCGUUUAUAGGUUUGGGUAUCACACUUAAUAGAUUCUGCUUAUUGAUUCUGAUUCCUGGUUCAUAAGUCACCAACACAUAUGUUGAAAACAAACGGCAUUAUUUCCGCUUGGUUUACGGUAAUAAACCACAUUACAAGGUAUAUUAAAUUAAAAUGUAGACGGAUGUGAAUAUUUCCUCAGGCCACGCCCCAAUUGAUUGUUUGCAGUUGUACACUUGUUGAUAUUUGAGUUAGUCUUGCUAACAUUAGCCGAUUCCGGUGGCGUUUGAUUUGGACCGAAAGGACGUCUGUAAACGCUGCAUUCUUGUGCCACGCAGCCGUACGUCCCCACUGUACCGCUUACUUCCCUUAGUGAAGCUUAGCGACACUUGUUAGCAGUAGGUCUUGCCCAUGUUUACACUAUUCCACAUGCCUUUUUGGUGCGAGUGUAACGGACGACGUAAAACAAUAGAUUUAAACAGGAAUCAGUGAUUGGAAUCAAAAGCACGUUUCCGGUUCCAGUUCAGGAUCAGGUUCAUUAACUUGUUCCUUUAAUAAAGUUUGAAGCGGGGCCCUAUGAAGGGGCAGCAUUCUGCAGCGAACCAUGUUAUUAUAUUGGAGGUAAAGUAGAGGCAGCCGAUGAACUGUCACUUUAGACCAAAUUGUUUAAAAACAAACGUAUGUAAAAGACACCCUCCACCACAGAUGCUUAUGUGGAUCAAUCAUAUCCACAACAGACACACUUCAGCAUUCCUUUUUACUAUGAUAGUCGUGUGGAUAUAUCUUUGUGUGUGUGCCUUUUUUGAAAUGCCACUUUGAACCCGUUCGGCCAGUCAGAAACGGUUUGAUACAAAGGAUUUUGUUUUGGCUCACGGACCACCAAACGAUGUAUUUCCCAGUGUCCAUUUUGAUUCUUUUUAGCUUUCUUGUAACUACCCGCCUUUUUUGCUUCAGGGGAUCCAUACCACUAUCUGAAGUCAUUCAAUACGCAUGUGUUUUUCUUUUCAAUGUCUGUAUCUACAGUCUUUGUGCCUUACUUUGCCCCGACCAGAUUGCCUUAAGCAUCGCUCUGGCUUUAUUUGGGAAAGACUGUGGCUCUUUGUUUCAUGCCUUGUGGUGUGUACCAGCGUUGUGAACAUGGAGGGGGAAGUGGCUCAUUCAAUCUUCUGUUUGUUCGAAGAGAAAAAAAAACUUUAAAAAAAACACACAAAUGUUUAUCUAUGGAUUUGUAUACAUAUAUCCCCAUUAUAUGUGUGUAGAAACUAUGAAUGUAAGUCAGUUAGAUGCCUAAUGUCCUUGCUAGGUGACGUAGCUCUGUUAGGUGUAUUGUGGCAGGAGUUAGCGCUGUAUCCAGCCUUCCUGUCUUACAGUCCCCAUCCACCUCCAUUUAGUCCUUCCUCAGUAGAGACGAUGGUGUUUGGGGCGUCAUUUAACCAUAUUAUGUCCAUGUAUAUGUGGACACCUAUAUAUUCAUUUAUCCUCUUUUUUUAAUUUCAUUUUUUUUAUGUUAGCAUUUACAUGUGUAUCACUUGGAAGCUUAACUGAUACCUAUAUGUAGUGGCUGGGUUUGAUCAUUAUCACAGUGCCUUGAGUUUUUAAUCUGAGGCUGAAACACUUUCUGGCCGCUCAGUUGACUUUGUUUACCUCUCGUUCAGGUGUUACGGUUCUGCAGAGAUGCCUUUUCAUCCCGUUGUAUUCAGGUAACCCUAACCUGUGAGAGGGCAGCUUGGACACAUUUGUCAACUGAAAAGUAAAAAAAAAAAAAAUCCUAAACCCAGUAAAUAUAUAUAUAUAUAUAUUUUCCUUUUCUUAAAUUCAGGAUUUCAGGGUAGGAUAGCCCUCGCCCAUUCCUGUCUGUCCACUUACGCAACAGUCAGGUUCCUUAGUGCACUUUUCCUCCGAUAGGUCCAAAUUGGCGCCAUCACGCUGAAGUCUUAAACGUCGUCACAUUCCUGCGUGCCUCAAGCACCGGUCUCCACAGCCUCGACCACUGUAGUUUUUGGACCAGAUGCAGAUGUGCUCCGUUUCUAUUUUUGUAAAAGAUUAUUAUGCAUGGUUUAACGAAGCUUCAUGUAGCUACAGGCGGUUAUUGCUGUUCAGGACCAAAGUAUCUUCUACCCCUGCUGUUUUCGUAGUGUUGUGAUUUUCUGAAGGUUUUUUUUUUUUUUUUCUUCUUCUUCACAUUUUCCAAAAGUUCACAAGGCUUCAGUUUCCUGUUUUCAGUUUCUCAGAUGCCUUGGACAAAUGUCACAUGAAGUUGAAAUGUUUUGUGCAUCAGCCUAUACUGUAUAUGGUUUUCUUUUUUUGUUGGAUUGACUUUUACAAAGAGCCUACGUUGGUAGCUUGCUUUAGAACGGAUAUUAAUUGAACCACAGUCGUAGCUGUGAUGUUGAUGGUGUAGAAGAUGAUAUGCCUUUUUGAUUUUCUUUGUUAAAAGCUUUUAUUUUUUCUCCUUUUUAUAUGGGGGUGGGGUGGGGGUUAUUGUAUGACGCGGGAUUGAUGGUUGUAUAUAUUCAUGUUUUUGUACCACAAAAUCAUUUGGAUUAUAUCCACUUUACGUUCAAAACAUGUAUAUUUUGAUAAAACAAUACAGACCUAUUGAAGCUCUGCGGAGCUGUAAAAAACAAAUAAAAAUACCACAAACUUUUGUAACACAAAGACAUUAAACCUAUCUGAACACACAAGUGUCUCUGUAUGUGCCCCCCCGCUCCCCACCUUGCCAUUCUGUUCUCGUCUCUUGCAUCUUUCUGCUGCCUUCAAUAAAUCUUUAGUUUGUUCCUUCUUUCA
Messenger RNA from Cottoperca gobio, 4709 nucleotides. It is a transcript of the gene ptbp1a, whose product is annotated as polypyrimidine tract binding protein 1a. Gene Ontology annotation, biological process: mRNA processing. Lineage: Eukaryota; Metazoa; Chordata; Actinopteri; Perciformes; Bovichtidae. The record is from RefSeq and is a predicted model, not a curated record. The transcript has 16 exons. Gene Ontology annotation, cellular component: nucleus. Bases 72 to 1802 code for a protein of 576 amino acids. Gene Ontology annotation, molecular function: RNA binding.